CCCACCGGACCACCCGGAAGCAGCGCUUGGGAGAGUUUGUGAUGGCGUUUAUGUUGGCUUUACAACAUUUGAUAACGUUGUAAGUUUCCAUGUAAGAGUAACUUCCAUCAGUAUUGUUUUAGCGUCUACAGAUCUGCGACACCAUGAGUCUACUCGUCAAAAUAGCAGAAAUUGAAAAUGAGAUGGCCAGGACGCAGAAGAACAAGGCCACAGCCCACCACUUAGGUCUGCUCAAAGCACGGCUUGCCAAACUUAGAAGAGAACUGAUCACUCCAAAGGGAGGCAGUGGUGGUGGAACAGGGGAGGGUUUUGAUGUGGCAAAAACAGGGGAUGCCCGAAUCGGUUUUGUGGGUUUUCCAUCAGUGGGCAAGUCUACCUUGUUGAGUAACCUUGCAGGUGUGUACUCUGAGGUAGCAGCCUAUGAGUUCACCACUCUUACAACAGUACCUGGAGUGAUUCGGUACAAAGGUGCCAAAAUUCAGCUCCUGGAUCUCCCAGGUAUCAUUGAAGGGGCCAAGGAUGGCAAAGGAAGAGGCAGACAGGUCAUUGCAGUGGCUAGAACCUGCAACCUAAUCCUCAUUGUGCUCGAUGUCUUGAAGCCUCUUGGCCAUAAAAAGCUAAUAGAGCAUGAGCUUGAAGGCUUUGGCAUUCGACUUAAUAAGCAGCCACCCAACAUUGGCUUCAAGAAGAAGGACAAAGGAGGCAUCAACUUCACAGCCACAUGCGCACAAAGUGAGCUAGAUGGUGACACAGUUAAGAGUAUCCUCGCUGAGUAUAAGAUCCACAAUGCGGAUGUCACCCUGCGUAGUGAUUCUACCGCUGAUGACCUCAUUGAUGUUGUGGAAGGAAACCGGGUCUACAUCCCUUGCAUUUAUGUGCUGAACAAAAUUGACCAAAUCUCAAUUGAGGAACUCGAUAUCAUCUAUAAGGUCCCCCACUGUGUGCCCAUCUCUGCCCACCACCGCUGGAACUUUGAUGACCUGCUUGAAAAGAUCUGGGACUACCUAAAGCUAGUCCGCAUCUACACUAAACCCAAGGGUCAACUACCUGAUUACACAUCUCCAGUUGUACUUCCUGAUGGACGAACUUCUGUGGAGGAUUUUUGCUUAAAGAUUCACAAAAACCUCAUCAAAGAAUUCAAAUAUGCGCUAGUGUGGGGUUCAUCAGUGAAACACAACCCUCAGAAGGUGGGCAAAGACCAUGUCAUGGAGGAUGAAGAUGUUAUCCAGCUGGUGAAAAAGUAAAAGAAGAUGCAAGUCACUGCAUGGCCUUUUUAUAAAGGAUCUAAGAUACAGUAACUGUCUAAAACCUCAACCUUACCCCUGAGAGCAUCUUAUGUCUUCUGGUUCCCAACUUUUGGUUAAUUUGUGAACUGACUUGGAUUUCAAAAAAGCAAAAGUUACAUGAAUGUCAACUGACUAAUGUACACAGUACUUAACUCAUUGAGCGGUUCAAUUUGAAUUUCCAAGAAUUUGCCUUGAAAUGAAAGUCAACUGUACAAUAAAAGCCUUUCA
Lampris incognitus (smalleye Pacific opah) is the source of this 1514-nucleotide messenger RNA. RefSeq names its product developmentally regulated GTP binding protein 1 (gene drg1). Lineage: Eukaryota; Metazoa; Chordata; Actinopteri; Lampriformes; Lampridae. Gene Ontology annotation, molecular function: GTP binding; GTPase activity. The transcript is spliced from 9 exons. Gene Ontology annotation, biological process: cytoplasmic translation. The record is from RefSeq and is a predicted model, not a curated record. Gene Ontology annotation, cellular component: cytoplasm. The coding region runs from base 144 to 1244 and encodes 366 amino acids.